CGCUGCGUGCCAAACCGGCCGAAUGGGCGCGCCGGGGUAGGCAGGCGGCGAGAUAAGACGCCGCGAAAGCAGCGAGCUUGCGCUUGUCGCUGUCGCUCCUCCGGCCUCCACUCUGCACUCUCGUCUUCCUCACUCCCUCCCUCUCGCGCGCUUCUGCGCCACGAUCGACCGGCCGGUCCAUGGAGAAGGCGGCGUCCUUCCUCUCCUCCCUCCUCGGCGGCGGCGGCGGGGGGGACGGGCAGGCGGGGGAGCCGGCGGCGACGGUGGCGUCGAUCCUCAUUUACCCCAUCAAGUCCUGCAGGGGCGUCUCCGUGCCGCAGGCCCCCGUCACCUCCACCGGGUUCAGGUGGGACCGGCAGUGGGUGGUGGUGAACGCCAAGGGCAGGGCCCUCACGCAGCGGGUGGAGCCCAAGAUGGCGCUGGUGGAGACGGAGUUGCCGCCGGCGGCCUUCGACGAGGACUGGCAGCCCACCCCCGACUCCUACUUGGUUAUAAGAGCACCCGGGAUGGACACACUGAAGGUCCCUCUUGCUGCGGAACACGUCACGCUUGACGACGUCUCUGUCUGGGAGUGGUCUGGUUCUGCCUAUGAUGAAGGAACUGAAGCAGCUGAAUGGUUCUCCGCCUAUUUCGGGAAACCAAGUCGGCUCGUGCGGUUUAAAGAAGAGUCCGAAAUCAGGCCGACUAAUCCUGAGUAUGCUCAAGGCUACAAGAUCACCUUCACGGAUUGCUUCCCGUUCCUGAUAGCAUCCCAGGGAUCACUGGAUGCACUGAAUGAGCUGCUUAAGGAACCUGUACCAAUCAAUCGCUUCAGACCAAAUAUUUUAGUGGACGGAUGCCACCCGUACGCAGAGGAUCUGUGGAAAACCAUGAAGAUAAACAAGCUAACAUUUGACGGCGUGAAGUUAUGCGACCGUUGCAAGGUGCCUACCAUUAAUCAAGAGAACGGAAUACCUGGCAGCGAACCAACAGAAACCAUGCUGACAUUCCGGUCCGGUGAAGUGAUCCGCCCGAGCCACAAGAAUAAACAGAAGGUAUACUUUGGGCAAAACCUGGUCUGCAAGGAGUCGGUGUCAGCAAAGGGCAAAGGGAGGAUCGUCAAGGUCGGCGACCCGGUUUACGUUCUGCAGACAUACCCUUGUUCCGACGAAGUUCCAGCCUGAGCAAGGCCAUGGUAGCACCUACCAUAUCUGUUUUAUGUGUGUGUGUCGAAGAGAUUACCGGUCAAUUGAUUUUGUGCACGCAUUACGUAAAUUGAACUUAGCAAUAAAAGCUCGAGGAGCAUGAUCGUCAUGCCCUCCAUGUCAAACAAUAUCAUACCAUCUGGUUCUUUAGUCUGUCGAACGGUAUAAUACAGUUCUCAGUGGUCACUGAUGUUCAGUUA
Molecule: messenger RNA, 1384 nt
Organism: Aegilops tauschii subsp. strangulata
Lineage: Eukaryota; Viridiplantae; Streptophyta; Magnoliopsida; Poales; Poaceae
Molecular function (GO): pyridoxal phosphate binding; molybdenum ion binding; catalytic activity
Source: RefSeq, a predicted model, not a curated record